This is a messenger RNA of Dipodomys spectabilis (banner-tailed kangaroo rat), 13290 nucleotides long. It is a transcript of the gene Lyst, whose product is annotated as lysosomal trafficking regulator. Gene Ontology annotation, molecular function: protein kinase binding. Lineage: Eukaryota; Metazoa; Chordata; Mammalia; Rodentia; Heteromyidae. Gene Ontology annotation, biological process: intracellular protein localization. Bases 177 to 11558 code for a protein of 3793 amino acids. Gene Ontology annotation, cellular component: cytosol; membrane. The transcript is spliced from 53 exons. The record is from RefSeq and is a predicted model, not a curated record.
CGGGCAGUUCGCGCGGCGGCGGCGGCGGCUGUGGAGACCGGAGGUUCUGCGGGUGAGGGAGCGCGCGGCGUCCACCAAGCUGGUGAAGCUUUAUCCUAAGAGUGUGUUUUGUCUAGUUUUUGAACCCAAAUUAUACAUUUGUAAAUGUUACAGAAGCGUUAAAAGACUGCUCUGUCAUGAGCACUGACAGUAACUCAUUGGCACGUGAAUUUCUGACUGAUGUCAACCGGCUUUGCAAUGCAGUGGUUCAGAGGGCAGAGGCCAGGGAAGAAGAAGAGGAGACACAUAUGGCUGCCCUGGGACAAUACCUUGUUUAUGGGCGAGGAUUUCUGUUACUUACCAAGCUAAAUUCUAUCAUUGAUCAGGCGCUGACAUGCAGGGAAGAGCUCCUGACUCUGCUUCUCUCGCUCCUUCCCCUGGUAUGGAAGAUCCCUGUUCAGGACCAACAGACAACAGAUUUUAACCUGCCAUUGUCGUCUGAUAUAAUCCUGACCAAAGAAAAACAUUCAGGUUCACAAAGAUCUACUCAGGGAAAAUUAUAUUUAGAAGGAAGUACUCCACAUGGUCAAGUUUCUGCAAAAGUAAACCUUUUUCGAAAAAGCAGACGACAGCGUAAAAGUACCCAUCGCUACUCUGUCAGAGAUGCAAGAAAGACACAGCUCUCCACCUCUGACUCAGAAGGCAAUUCUGAUGAGAAAAGUCCAGCCGUGAGUAAGCAUAGGCGGCCCCACGUGCUGCAGCGCUUUGUAGUGCAGCCUCCUAAGGGCCACCUUACAGCUCAACUCGACUCGCUUGUAACCAAAGAGCAGACUCCUGACACCAUGGCUUUGGAAAGUUCCAGAGACAUCAUUCCAAGACUAGAGUCUAAUUCUGAUAUUUUAAGUGAGCCAGCUGCCUUGUCUAUUCUCAGUAACAUGAAUAAUUCUCCAUUUGACUUAUGUCAUGUCUUGUUAUCUUUACUGGAAAAAGUCUGUAAGUUUGACAUUGCUUUGAAUCAUAACUCUGCCCUGGCAGCCAGUGUAGUACCCACCCUGACUGAAUUCCUAGUGGGUUUUGGAGACUGCUGUAAUCUCAAUGACUAUGUAGAGAGCCACGUGCUGUCUGCAGGUUGGACUGAAGAGCCAGUUGCUUUGGUUCAACGGAUGCUCUUUCGAACAGUACUGCAUCUCAUGUCAGUAGAUAUUAAUACUGCAGAGGCAAUGCCAGAAAGUCUUAGGAAACAUUUAACCGAAUUGCUCAGGGCUGCUUUAAAAAUCAGAGCAUGCCUAGAGAAGCGGCCUGACCCGUUUGCACCAAGAUCAAAAAAAACACUACAGGAGGUCCAGGAGGGCUUUGUGUUUUCCAUGUAUCGCCAUAGAGCCCUGCUUCUUCCUGAGCUUCUGGAAGGAGUUCUACAGAUCCUGAUCUGUUGUCUUCAGAGUGCAGCUUCAAAUCCCUUCUACUUUAGUCAAGCCAUGGACUUGGUUCAAGAGUUCAUUCAGCACCAAGGAUUUAACCUAUUUGAGACAGUGGUUCUUCAGAUGGAAUGGCUGGUGGCAAGAGAAGGAGUCCCUCCUGAGGCCUCAGAACAUUUGAAAGCCCUCAUCAGCAGUGUGCUGAAGAUCAUGAGCACUGUCAAAAAAGUGAAAUCAGAGCAACUUCACCACUCGGUGUGUCCUAGAAAACGGCACCGGCGCUGUGAGUAUUCCCACUUUAUGCAUCAUCACCGGGAUCUCUCCGGUCUUCUAGUUUCUGCUUUUAAAAACCAGCUUUCCAAAAACCCAUUUGAAGAGACUGCGGAUGGAGAUGUUCAUUACCCUGAGCGCUGCUGUUGCAUUGCGGUGUGUGCCCACCAGUGCCUGCGCUUGCUGCAGCAGGCUUCCCUGAGCAGCACCUGCAUCCAGAUUCUGUCAGGGGUGCACAGUGUUGGCAUAUGCUGCUGCAUGGACCCCAAAUCUGUGAUUGUCCCUUUGCUCCAUGCCUUUACAGUGCCAGCGCUGAAACACAUUCAGCAGCAGAUACUGAAUAUCCUUAACAAACUUAUUUUGGACCAGUUAGGAGGAGCAGAAAUAUCACAGAAAAUUAAAAAAGCUUCUUGCAACAUCUGUACUGUUGACUCUGAUCAACUGGAAGAGACUCUGCAGGGUAACUCGUGUGAUGACCAGACUCCUUCUAGCUUACUCAGCCCCUCCUACAGAUACCAAGGCAUCCUGCCCAGCAGCGGGUCUGAAGACUUGCUGUGGAAGUGGGAUGCACUAGAGGCUUAUCAGAAAUUUGUUUUUGAAGAAGACAGAUUACAUAAUAUACAUAUUGCAAAUCACAUUUGCAGUUUAAUCCAGAAAGGCAAUGCAGUUGUGCAGUGGAAACUGUAUAAUUACAUAUUUAGUCCUGUGCUCCAAAGAGGAGUUGAAUUAGCACAUCACUGUCAACACCAGAGCAUCUCAUCAACUCAGACUCCCAGGAGUAGCUAUCAGAAACAGUGUGUGCCUCAGGAAGUGCUUCAGAUCUACCUAAAAACUCUGCCUGGCCUGCUCAGAUCCAGGGUAAUAAGAGAUUUAUUUUUAAGUUGUAAUGGAGUAAGUCAAAUAAUUGAAUUAAAUUAUCUAGAUGCUAUACGAAGCCAUUCCCUAAAAGCAUUUGAAACUCUGAUAAUCAGCCUGGGGGAACAACAGAAAGAUGCUUCAGUCCCAGGUAUUGAUGGACUAGACACUGAGCAGAAGGAGUUGUCAUCUUUAAGUGCAACUCCUUCCUUUUCUAGCCAACAGGCUUGUUCAGAUGCUCCUCAGAGCCUCCGCAAGUUCUAUGCCACUCUCAAAGAAGCUUAUCCAAAGAAACAGAAGACUUUUCACCAGGAUGUUCAUAUCAAUACCAUAAACCUCUUCCUCUGUGUGGCAUUUUUAUGUGUAAGUAAAGAAGCAGAGGCUGAUGGGGAGUCAGCCAAUGAAUCCGAGGACACAUCUGGCUAUGAUAGUACAGCCAGUGAGCCUUUAAGUCACAUGAUGCCAUGUCUGUCUCUUGAGAGCCUUGUCUUGCCGUGUCCCGAACGUUUGCAUGAAGCAGCAGAUGUUUGGUCAAUGUGCCAUUGGAUUUACAUGUUGAGCCCAGUCUUCCAGAAACAGUUUCAUAGGCUUGGUGGUUUCCGAGUAUGCUAUAAGUUGAUAUUUAUGUUAAUACAGAAAUUAUUCCAUAGUCAGGAGGAGGAGCAAGGAACAAGGCAGGGAGAUUUGACUGUAAAUGAAAACCAAGAUCUGAUGAGAACCUCUCCAGCUAAGAUUACAUUGAAGGAAGACUUACCACCUUUACCUGCAAAACAUGACCCCAUUGCAUCAGAACUGGGAAGUCUAAGAGACAAUGCGGAUAGCAUAGGUAUAUUAGAGACACAGCAUAUUUCCUGUACAAAUAUGGAACAAGUUUCAGCUAUUGAAGCUGCUUCUGAGGAAGCAGAGGUGUUCAUGAAUGGAGGAAAGGAGGCUUCACUUCAGAGCAUAAGACUUUUGGAAGCCCUUCUGGCCAUUUGUCUUCAUAGUGCCAGGACAAGUCAGAAGAUGGAACUGGAGUUACCUACUCAGAACUUGUCUGUGGAAAGUAUACUGGGUGAGAUGAGGAACCAUCUUUUCAAGUCAAAGGUGACUGAAACUGAGUUAGCAAAGCCUUUAUUUGAUGCCUUACUUCGAGUAGCCCUGGGGAGUCACUCAGCACACUUGGACCAUAAUGACACUAUGACUGAGAAGAGUCAUCCGUCUGGGGAAGAAUUGUCAUCCCAGCCUGGAGAUUUUUCAGAAGAAGCUGAAGAUUCUCAGUGUUGUAGUUUCAAACUUCUGAGUGAAGAAGGAGGUUAUGAAGCAGACAGUGAGAGCAAUCCUGAGGAUGGUGAAGUUGAGGAUGGCGGGGUAGAAAUAAAACCUGAAGCAGAAGGUUUCUGUGCAUCAGUAGGUCUCAAUGACUUACUUGAAAACCUCACUCAAGGGGAAAUAAUCUAUCCUGAGAUUUGUAUGCUGGAAUUAAAUUUACUUUCUGCUAGCAAAGCCAAGCUAGAUGUGCUCACUCAUGUAUUUGAGAGUUUCUUAACAAUUAUCAGACAGAAGGAAAAGAAUAUUUUUCUGCUCACGCAGCAGGGAACUGUGAAAAACCUUCUAGGAGGAUUCUUGAGUAUUUUUACACAAGCUGAUUCUGAUUUUCAAGGAUGCCAGAGAGUAUUGGUGGAUCUGCUAGUAUCUUUAAUGAGCUCAAGGACAUGUUCAGAAGAUCUAACCCUUCUUUUGAGGAUAUUUCUGGAAAAAUCUCCUUGUAUAGAAAUUCUUCUUCUGGGUAUUUUGAGAAUUGUUGAAAGUGAUGCUGCCAUGAGCCCUUCACAGUAUCUGGCCUUCCCCUUGCUGCACACUCCAAGUUUAAGCAAUGGUGUCUCAUCACAAAAGUGUCCUGGCAUUCUGAACAAUAAAGCCAUGGGCUUCCUGAGAAGGGCACGGAUUUCCCAGGGCAGGAAAGAAGCUGGCAGAGAAGGUUUUCCCCAUCAUCUCCUUUCCUCUUGGCACAUAGCCCCAGUCCACUUGCCGUUGCUGGGGCAGAACUGCUGGCCACAUCUGUCAGAAGGUUUCAGUGUUUCUCUGUGGUUUAAUGUGGAGUGUGCCCAUGAAUCUGAGAGUACUGCAGAAAGAGGAAAGAAAAGGAAGAAAAAGAACAGAUGGUUGGUUUUACAGGACAGUAGUUUGGAUGGAACAGAGAGCGACAGAACAGACGGUGGUGAUUCCAUAGACCCUGGUGAAAGACUAAUAGAAGAAGGUUGUGUUCAUCUGAUUUCAGUGGGAUCCAAAGCAUUGAUGAUCCAAGUGUGGGCCAGUCCCCACAGGGGCACUUUUACCUUUCGCAUGUGCAUGGACUCAAACGAUGAUGCAAAAGCUGUUUUACUAGCACAAGCUGAAUCACAGGAGAAUAUUUUCUUUUCAAGCAGAUGGCAACAUUUAGUUCUCACCUACCUACAGCAGCCACAAGGGAAGAAGAAUGUUCAUGGGAAAGUCUCCAUCUGGGUCUCUGGGCAGAGGAAGUCUGAUGUCAUUUUGGAUUUUGUGCUUCCAAGAAAAACAAGCUUAUCAUCUGAUAGCAACAAAACAUUCUGCAUGAUUGGCCAUUGUUUGUCAUCCCAAGAAGAGUUUUUGCAGUUGGCUGGAAAAUGGGAUCUGGGAAAUUUGCUCCUCUUCAAUGGAGCUAAAAUUGGUCCACAAGAAGCCUUUUACCUUUAUGCUUGUGGACCCAACCACACAUCAGUAAUGCCAUGUAAGUAUGGCAAGUCUUCCAUAGACUACUCCAGGUAUAUUAAUAAAGACAUACUGCGGUGUGAGCAAGUCAGAGAGCUGUUUAUGACCAAGAAACAGGUGGACCUUGGCCUCUUAAUUGAAAGUCUUUCAGUUGUGUAUACAACUUACUGCCCUGCUCAGUACACAAUCUAUGAGCCAGUGAUUAGACUCAAAGGUCAAGUGAAAGCCCAGCUUUCUCAAAGACCCUUCAGCUCAAAAGAAGUCCAGAGUAUCUUACUAGAACCUUCUCAGCUGAAGACCCUCCAGCCUACCAAGUGCCAGACUAUCCAGGGCAUCCUGCAUGAGAUCGGUGGAGUGGGUACAUUUGUAUUUCUCUUUGCUAGGGUUGUUGAACUAAGUGGCUAUGAAGAAACUCAAGCAUUAGCACUGCAAGUGAUGCUGUCUCUAAUUAGAUACAGUCAACAGAGAGUACAUGAACUAGAAAAUUGUAAUGGCCUUUCUAUGAUUCAUCAGGUGUUAAUCAAACAGAAGUGCAUUGUUGGCUUUCGAAUUUUGAAGACCCUUCUGGAAGGCUGCUGCGGUGAAGACAUCAUCCACAUCACUGAAAAUGGAGAAUUUAAGUUGGAUGUUGAGUCAAAUGCUAUUAUCCAAGAUGUUCAGCUAUUAGAGCAAUUGUUGCUUGACUGGAAAAUGUGGAGUAAAGCAAAGCAAGGAGUGUGGGAAACUCUGCUAGCUGCACUAGAAGUCCUCAUUCGGGUUGAGCACCCGCAGCAGCACUUUAAUAUUAAGCAGCUACUGAAAGCUCAAGUGGUUCAUCGCUUCCUACUGACCUGUCAGGUUUUGCAGGAACACAAAGAGGGGCAGCUUACAUCCAUGCCCCGAGAGGUUUGUAGAUCAUUUGUGAAAAUUAUUGCAGAAGUCCUUGGAUCUCCUCCGGAUUUGGAAUUAUUGACAGUUAUCUUCAAUUUCCUUUUAGCAGUUCACCCUCCCACUAAUACUUACGUUUGCCACAACCCCACAAACUUCUACUUUUCUUUGCACAUAGAUGGCAAGAUCUUUCAGGAAAAAGUCCAGUCAAUUAUGUACUUGAGACACUCCAGCAGUGGAGGGAGAUCCCUUGCCAGCCCUGGGUUUCUGGUGGUUAGCCCAUCUGGUUUUACUGCUUCCCCAUCUGAAGGAAACAACGCCUCCAGUAUUAUUCCACAGCAGACAGCGGCCCACAUGCUGCGUUCUAGAAGCCUGCCAGCGUUUUCUACCUCUUCCCCUCCAGUGCAGCCACACAAACUGAGUAGAAGUUUGGGCUGUAGUAUUGACAAGUUACAAAACACUGUAGAUACCUUCAUUGCCACCCAGCCUGAGAAACUGACUCCUUCGGGGAGUUCAGACAUGCUGAAAACUGGUAAAGAGGAUUCGUUUAUCAGUAGCUGUGAGUCUGCAAAAGCAGUUUGUGGAGUGGAAGCUGUUCUUGGACCCCAAGCCUCUGCCAAUGGUGUCCCCACAGGAGCACUGGGGGUCCUGGUAGCUAGAGUAGACAGUAACAACCUGGAGGCAGAGCCCAGAUGGGAUGGUGACAGUCCUGGGGAAGAGUCCUGCCCACGCCGACCUGAUCACCUGAAGGGACUGGCCUCCUUCCAGCAAAGCCACAGCAUGAUUGCAAGCCUCGGGCUAGCUUUUCCUUCACAGAAUGGAUCUGCCACGGUUGGCCGGUGGCCGAGUCUUGUUGAUAGGAAUACUGAUGAUUGGGAGAACUUUGCCUUUUCUCUUGGUUACGAGCCAAAAUACAGCCGAGCUGCAAGUACUCACAGUGUAACUGAAGACUGCUUGGUACCUAUAUGCUGUGGAUUGUAUGAACUCUUAAGUGGAGUCCUCCUCAUCCUGCCUGAUGUUAUGCUUGCAGAUGUGAUGGACAAACUUAUUCCAGCAGACACACUCUUAGUCCUUGUUAACCACCCAUCACCAGCUAUACAGCAAGGAGUAAUUAAGCUAUUACAUGCAUACUUUAAUAGAGCGUCUAAGGAACAAAAGGAUAAGUUUCUGAAGAAUCGUGGCUUUUCCUUGCUAGCCAACCAGUUAUAUCUUCAUCGAGGAACCCAGGAAUUGUUAGAAUGCUUCAUUGAAAUAUUCUUUGGUAGACGUAUUGGCCUUGAUGAAGAAUUUGAUCUGGAGGACGUGAAAGCCAUGGGACUCUUUCAGAAGUGGUCUGUCAUUCCCAUUCUGGGGCUUAUAGAGACCUUGCUAUAUGACAACAUACUUCUGCACAAUGCUCUCUUACUUCUCCUCCAAGUUUUAAAUUCUUGUUCUAAGGUAGCAGACAUGUUGUUGGACAAUGGUCUACUCUACGUGUUAUGUAACACAAUAGCAGCCCUGAGUGGAUUAGAAAAGAAUAUUCCUUUGAAUGAAUACAACUUGCUUGCAUGUGAUAUACAGCAGCUUUUCAUAGCGGUCACAAUUCACGCUUGCAGUUCCUCAGGCUCACAAUAUUUCAGAGUUAUUGAAGACCUUAUUGUACUUCUUGGAUAUCUUCAAAACAGCAAAAACAAGAAGACACAAAAUAUAGCUCUUGCCCUGCAGCUUAGAGUUCUUCAUGCUGCUAUGGAAUUUAUAAGGAGCACAGCGAAUCAUGACGCUGAAAGCCCAACAGAUAUAUCCCUCUCACCUUCUACUCCCUACCAUGCAGUCUUUCAGAAGCAGAAAAGCAUUGCUGGUCCUCGAAAAUUUCCCCUAGCUCAAACUGAAUCUCUUCUGAUGAAAAUGCGUUCAGUGGCCAGUGAUGAGCUCCAUUCGAUGGUGCAGCGGCGAAUGAGCCAGGAGCACCCCUGCCACGCCACGGAGGCGGAGCUCGCACAAAGACUGCAGAGACUCAUCAUCUUAGCAGCCAACAGGAUCAUCUACCAAGAGUUUAACCCAGAAGUUAUUGACAUUUUGAGAACUCCAGAAAAUACAACUCAAAACAAGACUUUGGUUUCUCAGACUGAAAUUUCUGAAGAAAAUAUGCAUGAACAGCCUUCUGUCUUCAAUCCAUUUCAGAAAGACAUGUUGACAUAUCUGGUAGAGGGAUUCAAAGUGUCUAUUGGAUCAAGUAAGGCCAGUGGUUCUAAGCAGUUGUGGACUAAAAUCCUGUGGUCUUGUAAGGAAACCUUCCGCAUGCAGCUUGGUAGACUACUAGUGCACAUUGUGUCACCAGUCCACACUGUGCAGGAGAGAAAGCAAAUCCUGGAAGUCGUUUAUGAACCCAUUCACCAGGAAAUACUGAGAGACUGUCUUAGCCCUUUCCCCCAACAUGGAGCCAAGUUAGUUUUGUAUUUGUCAGAGUUGAUACAUAAUCACCAAGAUGAGUUGGCAGAAGAAGAACUAGACAUGGCAGAACGCCUUAUGAGCACUCUGAAGUUAUAUGGCCACAAGUGCAUUCCAUCCAGCGCCUCCUCCAAACCAGAGCUUCUCAAGACGAUCAUGGAGGAGCAAAAGAAAUAUGAAAUUGAAGACGGCAUGAGUAAAGCUUCCUGGCAGAAAACAGUUAACAAUAAUCAACAAAGUCUCUUCCAGCGUCUUGAUUCAAAAUCAAAGGAUAUAUCUAAGAUAGCAGCAGAUAUCACCCAAGCAGUGUCUCUCUCCCAGGGAAUUGAGAGGAAAAAGGUAAUCCAGCACAUUAGAGGAAUGUACAAAGUAGACCUGAGUGCCAGCAGACAUUGGCAGGAACUCAUUCAACAACUGACACAUGACAGGGCAGUGUGGUAUGACCCCAUUUACUAUCCAACCUCGUGGCAGCUGGAUCCAACAGAAGGCCCAAACCGGGAGAGGAGACGCUUGCAGAGAUGCUACUUAGCUAUUCCAAAUAAGUACCUCCUGAGGGGCAGACAAAAGUCAGAAGAUGUGCUCAAGCCACCACUCUCUUACCUGUUUGAGGACAAAACUCACUCUUCUUUCUCCUCUACUGUCAAAGACAAAGCUGCCAGUGAAUCCAUAAGAAUAAAUCGAAGAUGUAUUAGUGUUGCACCAUCCAGAGAGACAGCUGGUGAAUUGCUGUUAGGUAAAUGUGGAAUGUAUUUUGUAGAAGAUAAUGCUUCUGAUCCAGUUGAAAAUUCGAGCCUUCAUGGAGACUUAGAACCAGCAUCAUUUUCCUGGACAUAUGAAGAAAUUAAAGAAGUUCACAAGCGAUGGUGGCAAUUGAGAGAUAAUGCUGUAGAAAUCUUUCUAACAAAUGGCAGAACACUCUUGUUGGCAUUUGAUACCACCAAGGUCCGUGAUGAUGUGUAUCACAAUAUACUCACAAAUAACCUCCCAAAUCUUCUGGAAUAUGGUAACAUCACUGCUCUAACAAAUCUGUGGUAUGCUGGACAAAUUACCAAUUUUGAAUAUUUGACUCACCUAAACAAACAUGCUGGUCGAUCCUUCAAUGAUCUCAUGCAGUAUCCGGUGUUCCCAUUUAUACUCUCUGACUAUGUUAAUGAGACCCUUGAUCUCAAUGACCCAUCAAUCUACAGAAAUCUCUCUAAGCCGAUAGCUGUGCAGUAUAAAGAAAAAGAAGAUCGUUAUGUGGACACAUACAAGUACUUGGAGGAAGAGUACCGCAAAGGAGUGCGGGAAGACGAUCCCAUGCCACCUGUGCAGCCCUAUCACUACGGCUCCCACUAUUCCAACAGUGGCACCGUGCUCCACUUCCUGGUCAGGAUGCCUCCCUUCACCAAGAUGUUUCUAGCCUAUCAAGAUCAAAGUUUUGACAUUCCAGACAGAACUUUUCAUUCUACCAAUACGACUUGGCGCCUCUCAUCUUUUGAAUCCAUGACUGAUGUGAAAGAACUUAUUCCAGAGUUUUUCUAUCUUCCUGAGUUCUUAGUUAACCGAGAAGGAUUUGAUUUUGGUGUACGUCAGAAUGGUGAGCGGGUUAAUCACGUCAACCUUCCUCCGUGGGCACGGAAUGAUCCUCGUCUCUUUAUCCUCAUCCACCGGCAGGCUCUCGAGUCUGACCAUGUGUCCCAGAAUAUCUGCCACUGGAUUGACUUGGUAUUUGGGUACAAGCAAAAGGGGAAGGCUUCUGUUCAAGCCAUCAAUGUUUUCCAUCCUGCUACCUAUUUUGGAAUGGAUGUUUCUGCAGUGGAAGAUCCAGUUCAGAGACGAGCACUAGAAACCAUGAUAAAAACCUAUGGGCAGACCCCUCGCCAACUGUUCCACACAGCCCAUGCCAGUAGACCUGGAGCCAAGCUCAACAUUGAAGGAGAGCUCCCAGCUGCCGUGGGACUGUUGGUUCAGUUUGCAUUCAGGGAGACCCGGGAACAGGUCAAAGAAAUUACCUAUCCGAGCCCUCUGUCCUGGAUAAAAGGCUUAAAGUGGGGUGAGUAUGUAGGCUCCCCAAGUGCUGCCAUGCCUGUGGUCUGCUUCAGCCAGCCCCACGGAGAAAGGUUUGGUUCUCUCCAGGCACUGCCCACCAGAGCGAUCUGUGGUUUGUCCCAAAAUUUUUGUCUUCUGAUGACCUACAGCAAGGAACAAGGUGUGAGAAGCAUGAACAGCACUGACAUCCAGUGGUCUGCCAUCCUGAGCUGGGGGUAUGCCGAUAACAUCUUGAGGUUGAAGAGUAAGCAAAGUGAGCCCCCAAUCAAUUUCAUUCAAGGUUCACAACAGCACCAGGUGACCAGUUGUGCCUGGGUGCCUGACAGCUGCCAGUUGUUCACCGGGAGCAAGUGUGGUGUCAUCACAGCCUAUACAAACAGGUUCACCAGUGGCACGCCUUCAGAGAUAGAGAUGGAGGCACAGGUUCAUCUCUAUGGGCACACAGAUGAGAUAACCAGCCUGUGUGUCUGCAAGCCGUACAGUGUCAUGAUCAGCGUGAGCAGAGAUGGUACCUGCAUUAUAUGGGACCUAAACAGGCUGUGCUAUGUUCAGAGUCUAGCAGGACAUAAAAGUCCUGUCACAGCUGUCUCUGCCAGUGAAACAUCAGGGGAUAUCGCUACUGUGUGUGAUUCAGCUGGUGGGGGCAGUGAUCUGAGACUCUGGACAGUGAACGGGGACCUUGUUGGACAUGUCCACUGCAGAGAGAUCAUUUGUUCUGUGGCCUUCUCCAACCAGCCAGAGGGAGUAUCCAUCAACGUAAUUGCUGGGGGAUUAGAAAAUGGAAUUGUAAGGUUGUGGAGUACAUGGGACCUGAAACCUGUGAGAGAAAUCAUAUUUCCCAAGUCAAAUAAGCCUAUUGUGAGCCUCACGUUUUCGUGUGAUGGACACCAUCUGUACAUGGCCAACAGUGAGGGAACGGUGAUUGCCUGGUGCCGGAAGGACCAGCAGCGCCUGAAGCAGCCCAUGUUCUAUGCCUUCCUCAGCAGCUACGCAGCCGGGUGAGCCGGGACUGAGCCCCCCAGAGCACUUGACCUCCAGCCUGGAGGUCCCAGCAUUACCACUUGUAGGGGGCUGAGCCUGAAGAGAUGAGGAUGGAACAGACCAUCCAGGACCCACGAUAUCUGUUCCUCCGCACCAAAUCCAAGUCGCCUUUGUUUGCAGGAGGAGAUUUCUGUCCUAGUUCAGUGAUGGUGUGGGAGGUGGGGUCAGCGCACUAGUGACCAUACGAAUCAUGUUUUUCCUGAGUGUCCUUUUUUUUUUUUUCUAGAAGGGCCAGUAGACUUUAAAUUGGCUAAUUAUAUCAAAUGGUCUAAAAAUUGUAUUUUAAAAGUUUUCUGCCUUGAAAUACCCCACACCUACCCUUCAAAAAAAAAGGAAAGAAAACAAAAUAAAAAUUUUCAGGACUUAACAAUUGCUUUCUUUGAGAAGCAAAUCAUUCAUUAGGUGUCUCUGCACCAAUCAUUUUAUGGAAAAUCUGAAUAUGAAAAGUCAGCAAAUGCAUCUCAGCAUUAGGCUUUGUUUGCCAGUUCCCUUCUUAACUCAAAGGAGAACCAGAUUUCUUUUGAAGUCACUGCAAGAAUACCUAUAUCUUUGAUUUCAGAUGUAUCCUGUUUCCUUAUGAAAUUUUUACUUAAAAUCCCUAUCACUAGAAAUUGAAUGUCCUGAGUUGAACCAUGAAGGUUUAAGUGGAAUGUCAUUAACAAUGUCCCUUCCAGAGCAUUCAGCGCUUACUAUAGCAAACCUCCACUGGGCAAAAAAAUCUGCCAGGUGUGCCAGCUCGCAGCCCAGGGAAGGCAGGUCAUCUGAUCCGCAGGAAACACAGUUCAGGAAGGAGACAGAUUACUGUGUUUUAAACGGAGAGCAGAAUGCCUGUCUUAGAAAGCUGUUUUCACUCUGGUCCUUUUAGUCUGAACCACCUGAGGUUUCUGAGGGCAAUAGGAAGCUGAGUGUACUACCUAGAAGACCUGGAGCUCUGAAACCUCAUUCCUCCAGCAUGUGGGACAGUCGCUCCAGCACUGUGGGAACAACCGUAUUUUCACUUGGGGUGCUGCUAUAGUGACUUUGAAAACACUCUAACAUAGGCACGGAAAUGUUACCAUAAAAAGAUGCAUUCCUGCCUCAGAAUAAGUCAUUCACUUAUUACAGAAAUUUAAUUCAGACGAUGUUUACACAACUACUUUUGUAACUUCCAGACUUUCUAAAACAUUCUGCUUAAAAACUAUAAAAUGCAAUUCCAAAGUUUCUGCUGACUGUCAGGAUAAGCACAGUGGCCACAUGUGCUUCUAAUCUUGGGCUGCACGCAUGGGCCCAACCUUGCAGGCUGCGCCCAAGCCGGCACAAGCCACAUUGGUGCAGAGGUGAGAAUUCUCUCUCACAUUGCAGUGAUGGCUUCAAAAAGAAAACACAACUAUUGUCUAGCUUCCAUUUUUUACUAAGAACUUUAAAUUGGUCUCCUGUUAGAACAGGGUUGCUACUCCGUCUUUUUUUAGGGCUGAAUUUCAUCAUAAAGAAAAAUAUGCAAAAUAACUGGUCUUGUUAAGAGUGCAAUAUUCUAUUUUUUUGUAAAAAUAAAAAUUAAUUGGGGUUAUUUAUUCAGCAUGAAACCUAGUAUGUAUAUGUUGGAAACACUUCCUAAUGUGCAUGUAAAACAAAACAUUCCUAUAAAUUAUCACAAGCUCUGUUAUCUUUGUAUACACUGCCACUUUGGUUUGGAAAUAAAUUUCAUAAAAAUAGA